Molecule: messenger RNA, 1957 nt
Organism: Hemicordylus capensis (graceful crag lizard)
Lineage: Eukaryota; Metazoa; Chordata; Lepidosauria; Squamata; Cordylidae
Gene: NTF3
Product: neurotrophin 3
Exons: 4
Coding region: 639-1415 (258 amino acids)
Biological process (GO): positive regulation of peptidyl-serine phosphorylation; negative regulation of neuron apoptotic process; regulation of neuron differentiation
Molecular function (GO): nerve growth factor receptor binding; growth factor activity
Source: RefSeq, a predicted model, not a curated record
CCGCCCCGCCGCCCACCUUGAGUAGUCAGGCUUGGUGGGGGAAAGUAAAUUCAGGAUUUUGAUCCCCUCCUCCUCCUACCCCCUCUUCUCUAACUUACCCCUCCUUCUUUCAAAAAAGAAAAGUCGUCCCCUAAUUGCAUAAGUUCUCUGGAAUGACCUGCAGAUCAAAGAAAUUAUUUGCACGUCUCUAGCUAGGUGGAAAGAGACCUUAGAAGGUGUGCGAAGAUAGUUUGCAAAAGGGGAGGGAAAUAAUUCUCUUCCACAUUACGAGGAAAGCUGUUUGCAAAGGCAUGGAAGGGUCUUCCCCAUUAUGAGUAAAUCAGCCCUUGGAAAGUCUUCUACUAUGAAUGGGCUCCAUAUUGUCUCCGAUGUUGUUUAACAUCUACAUGAAAUCGCUGGGAGAGAUCAUCAGGAGAUUUUGUGCAGGGUGUUAUCAGUAUGCUGAUGAUGACACCCAAAUCUACUUCUCCAUGUCAACAUCAUCGGGAGAAGGCAUAACCUCCCUAAAUGCCUGCCUGGAUGGGCUGGAUGAGGGAUAACAAAUUGAGGCUGAAUCCAGCCAGGUGGAGGUGAACAAGAGCCUUUCCAUUGUGAACACCUCUGAGUCUUGAGAUAGGAUCUUACACGUGAACAAGGUGAUGUCCAUCUUGUUUUAUGUGAUAUUUCUUGCUUAUCUCCGUGGCAUCCAGUCUACCAACAUGGAUCAAGGGAGUUUACCAGAAGAUUCAAUAAAUUCUCUCAUUAUUAAACUCAUUCAAGCAGACAUUUUGAAAAACAAAGUAUCCAAGCAGAUGGUAGACAUUAAGGACAGCAUUCAAGACACAAUGAAGAAAGCAGAGGCUGUUGAGCCAGAUGUGGAUGGCGAUGAAAAUGUGAAAUUGGAUUUCCAGCCAGUUAUUUCGAUGGAUACAGAACUUUUGAGACAACAAAGACGCUACAGCUCCCCCAGAGUCCUCUUGAGUGACAACACCCCAUUGGAACCCCCACCUUUAUAUCUUAUGGAGGAUUAUAUUGGCAAUUCUGUGGUAGUGAACCGAACAUCUCGGCGGAAAAGGUUUGCUGAAAAUAAGAGCCACCGUGGGGAGUAUUCAGUGUGUGACAGUGAAAGCCGAUGGGUCACGGACAAAUCUUCAGCUAUUGACAUUAGAGGACACCAAGUAACUGUGCUGGGAGAAAUCAAAAUGGGCCCUUCCCCAGUCAAACAAUAUUUUUAUGAAACAAGGUGUAAACAAGCCAAGCCUGCCAGAAGUGGCUGCCGAGGCAUAGAUGAUAAACACUGGAACUCUCAAUGCAAAACAUCCCAAACAUUUGUACGAGCAUUGACUUCGGAAAACAAUAAACUUGUAGCCUGGCGAUGGAUAAGAAUAGACACCUCUUGUGUGUGUGCAUUGUCAAGGAAAAUCGGACGAACAUAGGUCUGCUUCUCUCCGCCAUAUAAAUUAUUAUGUCUAAAUUAUAUGAUAUGCAUGUAGCAUAUAAAUGUUUCUAUUGUUUUAUAUAUUAUAAGUUGUCGUAAUUUAUUAAAUUCCAGCAAACCUACAAGAUAUAUAUAAGCUUUCUCUCUCAAUAAAUAAGAGUAAAGGAUGGGUGUCUACCACUGGCAGCACCAUUUUUCAUUACUGCUUGUGACUUCUGCUCCUCCGCAGCUUUCCAUAAACUGCCUGUAAAAUCUUUGUGUAACAUCAGUAUUUUUCAUUCAGUAUUGUCAAUCCACUGACUGUCAUUGAGUAAACCUGUUAAAAGAAAUUGGGUCAACUUGCCGAGACUUGUGUACACGUUCUUCUAUCCCUUGUGCUCUCAUCCCUUGCACGCUUUCUUUCUAUCAUCCCCAAAACAAAUAAAGCAAUGUAGCCUACAGCCUAUAGCUAACGUGGACAUUCCAGCCACCAACUAGUAAUAAAAUACAUUUUGAGUAUGUUGUGCCAGCUUUACCAUUAAAGUCACAGUUUAUAUUUUU